Molecule: messenger RNA, 684 nt
Organism: Rhododendron vialii
Lineage: Eukaryota; Viridiplantae; Streptophyta; Magnoliopsida; Ericales; Ericaceae
Exons: 2
Coding region: 1-426 (141 amino acids)
Source: RefSeq, a predicted model, not a curated record
AUGACGGUAGUAGUAUUAUUUUCCAGAAGCCAUCUGGUGUCCAUAUUGGGGACUUCCUUCACAAUCGCAGCCAUUCUCUUCUCGCUUCCGCGCGAGUACAAAGAAGACGAAAGAGGAGGAGGAACAGUUUCCCCUGUUCCUACCGUUGUCUUCAACACCCUCCCUCCUUCUACCUUCCACCUCUUCGUACUCUCUCUCAUCUUUGCCUUCACCUUUUCUCUCUCCGCCCUCCUGAUCCAUGACUCCUCCUCCUCCGAUCAUAACACUGCUACGAACAAAAGUGGUUGUAAUCAUUCCCGGCAUGAGCAUCUUGUGAUGAAGCUGUUCGGUUGCUCCUCCCUGGCUUCUAUCGCCUCCGCUCUCGCUAUUCUCUUUCGGGCCUUGUUAUUGACCACAACUUCUUCGCCGCCGCCUCCUCUGCGAUGAUGUUGAUGUGCAUGUGCAUGUGUGUGGAUUCCAUUUGUGCAGGAUUCGUGUUUGGAAUUGCUACUCCGAACUCAUUUUGAGUUAUGUCAUUCUGUGCGGACAUCUAUGUCUAAAUUUGUGUCAAAAGUUGUAAUGAGUAGUGUUUUAUGCAAUACUAGCUAGUAGUUGUGUAGGGAACUUGGCAUAUUUUUAAGUUGUGUAUCUCAUGUGAGAAAGAAGUUAAACAUAUUCAUAUUCAAGUCUCUUUUUUGGAUUUAA